UGCCGUACCGAAACGUUUCGGUCCAACUACGUGUACCGUUACACCCCUAAUAACACGUCAUAAACAAAAUAAAUAUUAAUGGACUGACCCAUUUGGAGUUAUUUGACAAAAUAUAAUUAAAACACGAUUCAGCUAUUUUAGGUCUUCAGAGAAGGACUUGACAUAUUUGUUUGUAGCUUACCAGGGAGACGUGCUUUAUCUGUUUGCUUCCUCUUCAUACUUUUCUUCAGCUCGGGCGACUUCGCCCUUCCAGCUCCAGAGCGGGUGUACAUGCGGCUUCGGACUUGUGGGACAGACACAGUGGAUAACUAUAGCGAGCAGCAAACUCUUACUAAGCUUAGCAAAGAUUGAACAAAAGCUGGGCCUGCGCACUAAGAAAAUGUAAGCAACCAAUCCAGUAGCGUUUAAUUUGUACGACAGUCCGUUUCGUAGUGGGGGGAUCAAAGUUGUCGAUAAUGAUUGGAGAUUAAAAUUGGCGGCAAAAGACUGGCGGCAAUAAAUUCAAACUGGUUGUAUGAAACUCAGGAAGGCGCUUUUAUUAACGUAAGAAAUGACCUUAGUUACCAGACUGCGGAGGCUCAUUUUUGCGGGCAAAUCUAAAAGAAAAGCCUUAAAACUGAUCAAAUGGAUGCAAAAAAAUCAUCUUUUAAGAAGGGAAAUGAAAUGCAGCAUCUGUCACAAGCGAAUGAAAUUGAAAAAAUGGAAGACAAAAGACCAUUAUGCUUGGAAAUGUCAGCGUGCUGUGCAUAGAGGAAAAACAAGGGUGAAAUCGAUUCGACACAAGUCUCUAUUCCAGCGUUCAAAAAUAUCCCUUUUUGAAUGGAUGCAGUUCAUAUACAGAUUUUCCCAAGGUUUGCGUCUACGGCAGAUUGAUAUGAUAGCAGAUAACAUAGCAGCAAGUUCUACCACUCUCACAAAAAUGGCAAAAAAACUACGCCAGGUCUGCAUUACUGCUGUUAAAAGAAUGAGGCGACACAAGGGACAAAUCAUUGGUGGACGACAUGAAUUUGUUGUGAUUGAUGAGAGUCACUUCCGACAUAAAAGAAAGUAUGGGAAAGGAAGAAUGGCGGGAGCAUGGAAGAGAAAGAUGUGGGUUUUUGGUAUGCUAGGAGUCCAGGGGCAGAGGAGUGGAAAGCCAGUUUUGAGACUUGUGAAGAAACGUACUCGCAGAGAACUUGUACCACUCAUUGCCCGCCACGUGAAACCCGGGUCCACUAUUAUGAGUGAUGAGUGGCGAGCAUAUCGCAUCCUUCCUGCUCUUGGGUACAAACACUUCACUGUUAAUCACAGUCAGUUUUACGUAAAUCCACAGAACGGUGCUCACACACAACAUAUAGAAAGGGCAUGGCGGACCUAUAAAGAGCAAGUAUGGAGGCUUCGGGGGAAUCAAACUGAAGAUAUGCUACGUGAUCAACUCUGUUUGAUUGAAUGGAAUGAAUGGCUUGCAAAAAAAUAUCACAGUGGUCCACUUGGACGGUUACUACACGACAUUAAGAAAGAGUACAAUUGAUCCACUUAAUGUUUUUUUUGUAAUGUAGGAAGGGCAGAUAUUGAUUUUUUUUUUUUUUUAAAGUUUGUUGAAAGUUUAAAAUGUUAUCCACAAUGUUGUUGUGAUGUGUUAGAGUUGUUAUAUGUUUGUGGCUUUGGUUAAUGUUAUAAAGGGCAUUCUUCAUAUUCUGUACUUUGCUUUUGUUUGUGGCAAAACAUAGCCCACACUUUAGGAGGCUGCAAAACACUCAAACUGUCAGUAAAGGUUCUCAUUCAUCCAGGUGGUGUAGUUUU
This is a messenger RNA of Oryzias latipes (Japanese medaka), 1782 nucleotides long. Lineage: Eukaryota; Metazoa; Chordata; Actinopteri; Beloniformes; Adrianichthyidae. The record is from RefSeq and is a predicted model, not a curated record.